GAUCAAAAACACAACAUACUGGAAGGAAUGGCUGCUGAAAUAUAUAAGCAUAAAGCUUAUCCUAGUACUAAAAAUAUUGUCAUGGCUGCAGAGGCUUUGGUGAGCAAACAUCCCUGUCUAAAAGAAAAAGGUUCCAAAACAGGGUAUGAGGGUUGGAAGAACAGCCUGCGUUUCAAGAUGGGCAACUACAGGACCAAACUGAGCAGGGCAGGCAUUAAGGAUGUGGCUGUGAAUGCAGGAAAGCGCAGCAGGACCUAUCCAGAAGGUGGAGCAUCCAGGGCCAACAUCAAAAGACCCAGAAGAGGAGAAAUAAACUUCCUGCCCAGUUAUCCCCAACGAGAAACUAAGGACACACUGGAGAACCAGAGGCUUGAGAUGGUGGAGCAGUUCAAGAAGACGGUGAUUGAUAGAGACAUGAUUAUGAUCCAUCAACAUAUGCAGCGCACCUUUGCACUCAGGCGUGAAGAAAUUGUAAAUUCAGCUCCUCCCAUUGCUGAACUGAAAGACAGAUGGCCUGCACUCUUUUGUGAAGCCCAACUCUACAGUGAAUUCCACAGGAUCACCAAUCAAAAUCUACCGUAUUCCUUCUUUGUUGCACUUGACAAGUACACACCUCAGCUGUUGAAGCUACAAAAAGAGGAAGACUGGAGGUUUUGGCGAGAAGAUGGAGGAAGUUUUGAUGGCAUAUGA
Molecule: messenger RNA, 690 nt
Organism: Etheostoma spectabile (orangethroat darter)
Lineage: Eukaryota; Metazoa; Chordata; Actinopteri; Perciformes; Percidae
Exons: 2
Coding region: 28-690 (220 amino acids)
Source: RefSeq, a predicted model, not a curated record